AUGUCUAAAUCGCGUGACGAAGGCGCACCGGCAUAUAAAGAUCCGUUAUCUUUGAGGAAUGCUUCAUAUCACCGUGGAAAGAAAUCUGAUGUGUUUAGCCUUGGAGUCAUACUUUGGGAAAUAUCGAGCGGAGAAACCCCUUGCGACGGGUGUACUGAAACUGUUGGUAUUAUUAUGUAUAGGCUUAAUGGCUCUCGUGAUCCCCCUUUUCCUGGGACACCCGACGAAUAUGUUAAUCUGUAUUCAGAAUGUUGGAACGAAGAC
Messenger RNA from Paraglomus occultum, 264 nucleotides. NCBI's taxonomy places the organism in Eukaryota, Fungi, Glomeromycota, Glomeromycetes, Paraglomerales, Paraglomeraceae. The record is from the annotation of a GenBank genome assembly.